Telopea speciosissima is the source of this 1312-nucleotide messenger RNA. RefSeq names its product short-chain dehydrogenase TIC 32, chloroplastic-like. NCBI's taxonomy places the organism in Eukaryota, Viridiplantae, Streptophyta, Magnoliopsida, Proteales, Proteaceae. Bases 91 to 1059 code for a protein of 322 amino acids. The record is from RefSeq and is a predicted model, not a curated record. The transcript has 8 exons.
AGGUCCGACACAAUUGUAGUCACUAGUAGUAGUGCAAUGCUACUAUUGCCUUCUUUGGUUUUCUGAACUUCACUCUGUAGGCAAGAAUCGAUGUGGCUGUUUAGCAGGAAAGGACCCUCUGGGUUCUCAGCUACUUCAACAGCAGAUGAGGUUACCCAAGGAAUAGAUGGAACUGGUCUCACUGCCAUUGUUACUGGAGCGUCAAGUGGUAUUGGAGCUGAGACUGCACGUGUUCUUGCGUUGCGUGGAGUACAUGUUAUUAUGGCAGUUAGGAAUACUGCCUCCGGGAAUAAUGUCAAAGGAACAUUCGUUGAGGAUCUCCCUACUGCUAAAGUGGAUGUCAUGGAGUUAGAUCUCUGCUCAAUGGCAUCAAUUAGGAAAUUUGCAUCAGAUUUCACUUCCAUGAGUCUUCCACUGAACAUACUUGUUAACAAUGCAGGGGUUAUGGCAACUCCAUUCAUGCUUUCCCAGGAUAAUAUAGAACUGCAGUUUGCAACGAACCACGUAGGUCAUUUUCUUUUGACAAAUCUUUUGUUGGAAACUAUGAAGAGUACAGUACAUGAAAGUAAGAUUGAGGGAAGGAUUGUUAAUGUUUCAUCAAAUGCUCAUUUGGUUCCUUAUAGUGGAGGAAUUCGUUUUGAUAGAAUCAAUGACAAAUCAGGAUUGUCAUUAUACUUACUGAUUUGCAGGUAUAACAGUAUACUUGCAUAUGGCCAAUCAAAACUUGCAAACAUAUUGCAUGCUACUGAACUUAAUAGGCGUCUAAAGGAAGAGGGGGUUGCUAUAACUGCAAAUUCAGUUCAUCCAGGCGCCAUUGCAACCAAUAUUCUUCGUUACCAUGGCUUUUUGAAUGGCAUUGUAAAUUUGACCAUCAAAUAUUUAGUUAAGAAUAUUAAGCAGGGGGCAGCACCCAUCUGCUACGUGGCAUUACAUCCACAAGUCAAGGGGGUGGGUGGCAAGUACUUUGUAGACAGUAACCUAGCCGAACCGUCCUCACAUGCUAUAGACAUGGAGUUGGCAAAGAAAUUAUGGAAUUUCAGCAUGACUUUAACAAAUUGAUAGACCUAUAUCUUGUUGAUAUUUUCUCUACCUUUGGUUAAAUUAAAGAAGAUCAUAUACUUUAGGGUAAAUGUGGAUGGCACUUCAAAUUAGAAGGUUUGUAAGUACUUUGUAAAAUUGAAAAGCUGUUCUUUCCUGUCUUUCAUUGUUAUGAGAGUAUUGAACACAUGGGUUUGUUUAAGCUCUACUUUGUUAUAUGGAGAAUCUUCUUUGUUCUCUUUGGAAUAAUCCCCACUUUGAAAAUUUAUUAGAA